UCGCGUCCCCAUGGCAUGCGCGAGGCGGCGGCUGGGCACCGCCAUUUUGGCCGGUGGCCUUAGAACACGCCGUGCGAUCGGGACUUGAAGGCGGGAGUUGACUUGGCCUCGGCGCUCCGCUCGGCGCAGCGGUCUGUUCCUCCAGAAGAGCUGGAUGUUCUUACUUCCUUAGAAUUAUGGCGGAUAAGUUAACAAGAAUUGCUAUUGUCAACCAUGACAAAUGUAAACCCAAGAAAUGUCGGCAGGAGUGCAAAAAGAGUUGCCCGGUGGUUCGAAUGGGAAAAUUAUGCAUAGAAGUUACACCCCAGAGCAAAAUAGCAUGGAUUUCAGAAACUCUGUGUAUUGGUUGUGGUAUUUGUAUUAAGAAAUGCCCCUUUGGCGCCUUAUCAAUUGUCAAUUUACCAAGCAACUUGGAAAAAGAAACAACACAUCGGUAUUGUGCCAAUGCCUUCAAACUUCACAGGUUGCCUAUCCCUCGUCCAGGUGAAGUCUUGGGAUUAGUUGGAACUAAUGGUAUUGGAAAGUCUACUGCUUUAAAGAUUUUAGCAGGAAAGCAAAAACCAAACCUGGGAAAGUAUGAUGAUCCACCCGACUGGCAAGAAAUCUUGACAUAUUUCCGUGGGUCUGAAUUGCAAAACUACUUUACCAAGAUUCUAGAAGAUGACCUAAAAGCCAUCAUCAAGCCUCAGUAUGUAGACCAGAUUCCCAAGGCUGCAAAGGGGACAGUGGGGUCUAUUUUGGACCGAAAAGAUGAAACGAAGACACAAGCAAUUGUCUGUCAGCAGCUUGAUUUAACCCACCUAAAAGAACGGAAUGUGGAAGACCUUUCAGGAGGAGAAUUGCAGAGAUUUGCUUGUGCUGUCGUUUGCAUACAGAAAGCUGAUAUUUUCAUGUUUGACGAACCUUCUAGUUACCUAGAUGUUAAGCAACGCUUAAAGGCUGCUAUCACUAUACGGUCGCUGAUAAAUCCAGACAGAUACAUCAUUGUGGUGGAGCACGAUCUAAGUGUGCUGGACUACCUGUCUGACUUCAUCUGCUGCUUAUAUGGCGUACCGAGUGCUUAUGGCGUUGUCACUAUGCCUUUCAGUGUAAGAGAAGGCAUAAAUAUAUUUUUGGAUGGCUACGUCCCAACAGAAAAUUUGAGAUUCAGAGAUGCAUCGCUUGUUUUUAAAGUAGCUGAAACAGCAAAUGAAGAAGAAGUAAAGAAAAUGUGUAUGUACAAAUACCCUGGAAUGAAGAAAAAGAUGGGAGAGUUUGAACUAGCAAUUGUAGCUGGAGAGUUUACAGAUUCUGAAAUCAUGGUGAUGUUGGGGGAAAAUGGUACUGGUAAGACGACGUUUAUCAGAAUGCUCGCUGGAAGACUUAAACCUGACGAAGGAGGAGAAGUACCUGUUUUGAAUGUCAGUUAUAAGCCUCAGAAAAUCAGUCCCAAAUCAACUGGCAGUGUCCGACAGCUGCUGCACGAAAAGAUCCGAGACGCCUACACUCACCCGCAGUUUGUGACAGACGUGAUGAAGCCUCUGCAGAUUGAAAACAUCAUCGACCAGGAGGUGCAGACUUUAUCUGGUGGUGAACUGCAGCGAGUGGCACUAGCGCUUUGUUUGGGCAAACCGGCCGACGUCUAUUUAAUUGAUGAGCCGUCUGCAUAUUUGGACUCUGAACAAAGAUUGAUGGCAGCUCGAGUCGUCAAACGCUUCAUCCUGCACGCUAAGAAGACCGCCUUCGUUGUGGAACAUGACUUCAUCAUGGCCACCUACCUAGCAGAUCGAGUCAUCGUUUUUGAUGGUAUCCCAUCUAAAAACACAGUUGCGAACAGCCCUCAAACCCUCUUGGCAGGCAUGAAUAAAUUUUUGUCUCAGCUUGAAAUUACAUUCAGAAGAGAUCCAAACAAUUACAGACCAAGAAUAAACAAACUGAAUUCCAUUAAGGAUGUUGAACAAAAGAAGAGUGGAAACUACUUUUUCUUGGAUGAUUAGACAGAAGCUAAGAAUACUGACAAGCCAUUUAGUAAAGGAAACACUGGGACUUUUGAUCAUACAGCAGCUUAUGCCUGACGUACUCUGGAGCUUGAAGUCUAAUUCACAUACCAUCAAAAGCCAGUUGUGUUUUAAUUGUAGUCUGAACACAGAAAAUACUCUUCUGUUCUUGAUGAUAAAGCCCUUUCUGUGUGUGACUUUCUAAAACGAAGACAUUCAAGCUUUAUAAAUUACCUCCGAGUUUUUUCGAUGUAGGGAAGAUUUUCACUGAGUUAUAUUCGUGUACCAAAUGCUGACCAGUGUUGUCCCUUGGGGGUGGGGGGAGAAACCUUGAAAAGGUUUCUGUACGUGAUUUGCCAAGUAUGCCAGUACAAUGAAGCUGCCCUUAUUUUAAAAACCAGCUGAUGAUCCACUGAUGAAAUUUGGAAAAUAAACAUCAGGAUUAUAUUUGUUACUUGUUUGCAGUCUUUGCACUCUAUUGCCACUGUGUUUAAGCGGACUGUAGGACACCACUAGAAAUGGCUACUAUCAGUAUAAGCGCUGUCGCCUAUCCUUCUGGUGCCUUUGAAUACUUUUAUCCAAAUUUAUUUCCAUACGAACCUGUCCUGGCAGGGGCAGGGAAGGAGAAAGCCCUUACCGAGUUAAUUUAGCACUCCAUAAAAUUCUGUAUUUCAUAAAUAUCCUCAAGGUAAUGCCAUUCUUUAAAUGUACGUCUGUAUAGUCACUGAUUAAAAUUCAGGUAAAUUGUUUCUAUGACAUACUUCCCUUAAAAGUACAGGAUCAGAAUCUGUAAAAUCGGUCAUCUCUGUAAAAUCAUUAGAUUUCCAACAGGUAACCAAAUGCAAGUCAACUGCUUUAAGGCAACACUAAAGCAAGUGUCUAGCAGUGAUAAAAUAUCCUUAGCACCAAAUACAUUCAUCUUUCCAUGUUUGCAUUUAAAAUCUUUUUUCCCCUUAAUUUUAGGUAAUAUGUAGCAAGAAUUCUAAAAAAUUAUCCAAAUGUCUUUGACUUCAGUGGGAUAGAUACCUAUAAUGUAAAAAGCACUUUUAAUUUAUAUAGCUAAUACAGUAAACUGGAACUAACAAAUAAUGGGGCAAAAGGGGGAUUGGAAAAUACUAGGCAACUUGAGUUAGCAGCUUAGAUUAAUACUCAGACGACAGAAAAUAUAGUUUAGCUGGGCUCCACUAGGGCCUUAAAUAAGUGAUGCAAAUAACCCAGAUAUGUUUGUAAAAACUGAAAAAUAUACAGAAAUAGCUGGACUAAAGUUCUCUCCAUUCAUAUCAGCCUCCCAGAGAGACUGCCAGUUUGCACUGAUACAUCUUCCGUGCUUCUUUUCUGUGCACCUGUCAAUAUGUAAAGGGUUUGUUUUGUACAUAAAUACAAUUACACUAAAAUAUUAAAUAAGCAGUGCCUAUUUUUAAAGAUAGGUUAAAUUUGUGAACUAUCAUUUCAAAUCUAUUGAAUAAAAUAUUAUUUACCGAU
This is a messenger RNA of Erinaceus europaeus (western European hedgehog), 3458 nucleotides long. RefSeq names its product ATP binding cassette subfamily E member 1 (gene ABCE1). The record is from RefSeq and is a predicted model, not a curated record. Gene Ontology annotation, molecular function: iron ion binding; ribosomal small subunit binding; ATP binding. NCBI's taxonomy places the organism in Eukaryota, Metazoa, Chordata, Mammalia, Eulipotyphla, Erinaceidae. Bases 177 to 1976 code for a protein of 599 amino acids. The transcript is spliced from 18 exons. Gene Ontology annotation, biological process: translational termination; ribosomal subunit export from nucleus; translational initiation.